Molecule: messenger RNA, 3740 nt
Organism: Oncorhynchus mykiss (rainbow trout)
Lineage: Eukaryota; Metazoa; Chordata; Actinopteri; Salmoniformes; Salmonidae
Product: tripartite motif-containing protein 46
Biological process (GO): neuron migration; axonogenesis; microtubule bundle formation
Cellular component (GO): main axon
Molecular function (GO): zinc ion binding; protein binding
Source: RefSeq, a predicted model, not a curated record
CACACAGAUAGAGCGAGAAAGAGAGCACUUAAACCUGUUUCACUCAGCAGAAAUCGCCACGCAUGCUCUAUCCCCCACUAUUGAACAUCACCUUAUCAGCGCGAGCCCAGUGGAAAGGGACAGAAGUCAACGCUGCGCACUCCAGACCAUAUACAUCCGGUCAGACUAAUAUGCGAUAGCCUAUAUCUAGGCUACAUAUGGUUCAUUGACCAAGCUAUUAACAUUUUCCUUAUUCACCCUAGGACAACAUAUUUGAGUAUAUUACUAGGCCUAGGCUACGAUUGUGAAUUUGACAGACCAGGCUACAUUCGCAUCAACACCGCGUUUUAUCCUAAAGGAUGGCUGAAGCAGAACUACAGGCGUUUACGUCUAUGAUGGACGCACUCGUUCAAAUCAGCUGUAACAUGAAGAGUAUGGAGCGGGAGCUGCAUUGCCCGGUGUGUACUGAGAUGGUGAAGCAGCCCAUCAUCCUGCCGUGCCAGCACAGUGUGUGUCUGCUGUGUGCUGCUGAGGUGUUAAUCCAGAGAGGAUACCCUGCCCCAGACCUCCCCCCAGAGCCCAACUCCCCGGCCGCCUCCCCCAACACACGCUCCCCGCGCGGGGCACGCAGGCCACCGCCCAAGACCACCGACCGCCUGGACCGCGUCCUCAGACCAGGUUUUGGGACGUACCCCGGGCGUCGUCGUAAGGACAUGUCUCCUGCCCCCAUGCUGUUCCCCUGUCCGUCCUGUCACAAGGAGGUGGAGCUGGGGGAGAGAGGACUGACCAAUUGCCUCAGGAAUCUCACCUUGGAACGCAUUGUAGAGAGGUACAGACACACAGUGAGCCUGGGCAGCGUGGCUAUAAUGUGUGGCUUCUGUAAGGCUCCUCAGUCCUUGGAGGCCACUAAGGGCUGUGCUGACUGCAGGUCCAACUUCUGCAACGAGUGUUUCAAGCUCUACCACCCCUGGGGAACGCUCCGCUCCCAGCACGAACACAUACUGCCCACCAACAACUUCAGACCCAAGGUCUUAACGUGUCUGGAGCAUGAGCAGGAGAGGUUGUUGUGGUACUGUCGCUCCUGCCAGAGGCUGCUGUGUCCUGUCUGUAAGCUCCACAGAGUCCACCAUGGCCACAAGGUGGCGCCCAUCGCACAGGCCUGCCAGGCACUAAAGGACAAAAUCACCAAGGAGAUCAACUACAUUCUGGCCAAUCAGGACACAGUAAAGGCUCAGAUAACUCAGCUGGAGAGUGCCAUCACACACAUGGAGUUGAACAGUGCGUUGGCGAGGGAGCAGUUGUCCCAGUCUGUGAGGGAGCUGGGGGCGUCUCUAGUGGAGCGACAGGGAGCAUUGACCCUGGCCCUGGAGGGGGCCCGGCUGAGGAGGGGGGAGGCCCUGUCGGCCCAGGUGUCUGAGAGGAGGGGUCUGCAGGAGCACGGCGGUUUAAUGGCCUACACACAGGAGCUGCUCAAAGAGACCGACCAACCCUGCUUCGUACAGGCCGCACGAAUCACCCACAACAGGCUGGUGAAAGCCAUAGAGAAUCUGCAGUGUUUCUCUCUCUCGGCUGAUCCCUCCUUCAGACACUUCCACAUGGACGCCUCCAGAGAAGUGAAACUCAUCAGCAGCAUGGGAUACAUAAGAGCCCCAUUGGCUCCUGUGAUUGACACUCAGCGCACGCUUGCCUAUGACCAGCUGUUCCUGUGCUGGCGACUCCCCCAGGACUCCGCCCCUGCCUGGCACUUCUCUGUGGAGUUCCAGCGGCGAAUGGGAUUGACCGAGGCAGGCUGGGGAGGAGAGGUCAGGAGUCCCAAUGCUCCACUGGUGUGGCAACGCCUGGAGGAGGUGGGCGGGACUAGUGCUGUGAUUGACAGGCUGGAGAUGGACAGUGUGUACGUGUUAAGGGUGAAAGGAAGCAAUAAGGCGGGGUUUGGAGAGUACAGCGAAGAGGUUUACCUACACACACCACCCGCACCAGUGUUGUGUUUCUCUCUGGACUCUCGCUGGGGUUUGCAUGCUGACCGACUGGCUCUGGGUAAAGGACAGACGUAUGCCCGCAGCGUGCCCGGCCUCUCCCUUCUGCAGGCCGCUGACCGCUCCCUCACUUCCUGUCACCUGACCUCUGACCUCCUCAUAGGCGACCUGGCCAUCACCCAGGGAAGGCACUACUGGGCAUGCUCGGUGGAGCCCGGCUCCUACCUGGUCAAGGUGGGAGUUGGACAGGAGGCCAAGCUCCAGGAGUGGUUCCACCUUCCCCAGGACAUGGCCAGCCCCCGCUAUGAUCCAGACAGUGGCCAUGACAGUGGGGCUGAGGAUUCCCCAGACUCCUCCCCUCCCUUCUGCUUCCUCACCAUGGGCAUGGGCAAGGUCCUCUUACCCCAGGGGGCAGCAAACUUACACCACAGUACCCAUGGGAACAACCAUGGCCCCCCUACUGCCCCCCUGCCUCCGCGCCUGGGGGUUUGUCUGGACUUCGAAAAGGGGCGGGUCACGUUCUACGACGCCCACUCGCUGCGCACCCUGUGGGAGGGGCAUGUGGAUUGCUCUGCCCCUGUGUGCCCGGCCUUUUGUUUCAUUGGUGGAGGGGCACUGCAGCUGCAGGAGCUGGUGGCCAAUCGGAGCACAGAGGAGCCACCGCACAGAAGGGUUACCAUCCAAUCACGCGCCACCAAUUUAGGUAACUGAAGAAGUAUGGAGUGGAAUGAUGUGGAAAGACCCUUCAUCAACUUGAUGUUUACUUGUUUAUGUUUAGGUUUCAUUUGUAAUGUCUGCAACUGUUGAUGAUGUACAUUAUGCAGAAUAGAAGAAUGUCAAUGUCCCGGAAUCCAGGGGAUUAUAAAGCGUUCUGCAGGUUACAUCAGGAUACGUGUAUUCUGUGAUUCCAACUGUUGCUGUGUUGCAUCUGAAAAGGACUCAUGAGUGGGACAUUAACUGUUAAAGGGCUCAUGAGUGGGACGUUAUCUGUUAAAGGGCUCAUGAGUGGGACAUUAUCUGUUAAAGGGCUCAUGAGUGGGACGUUACAUGUUAAAUGACUCAUGAGUGGGAUGUUAACUGGUAAAUGACUCAUGAGUGGGAUGUUAACUGUUAAAUUACUCAUGAGUGGGACGUUAACUGUUAAAUGACUCAUGAGUGGGACGUUAACUGGUAAAUGACUCAUGAGUGGGACGUUAACUGUUAUCUGUUAAAGGGCUCAUGAGUGGGACGUUACAUGUUAAAUGACUCAUGAGUGGGAUGUUAACUGGUAAAUGACUCAUGAGUGGGACGUUAACUGUUAAAGGGCUCAUGAGUGGGACGUUUAUUGUUAAAUGACUCAUGAGUGGGACGUUAACUGGUAAAUGACUCAUGGGUGGGAUCUUAACUGGUAAUUGACUCAUGAGUGCGACGUUAACUGCUAAAGGGCUCAUGAGUGGGACGUUUAUUGUUAAAUGACUCAUGAGUGCGAUGUUAACUGGUAAAGGGCUCAUGAGUGGACGUUAUCUGUUAGGACUCAUGCUACCUGCACUUCACAUAGAUCUUAUUGUUUGAAACCAAACCAAAAUGCUCACAUUGUGGACGAUUCUCUCAUAAGCUUCAAACAUGUAUUACAAAUCAAGAGGGUAUAAAUAUCUAUUCUAUAUUUUCAGACAAAAUAGAGAUGAAUGGGAUUUACACAUUAUGGAUAGAAAGGAUUUUGCGUAAAUCAUGCGUUGAUGUCAAUGGGAAGAUUUAGGAUGUGUGUGUGUUCACCUGAAUUAAAAUUAUAAUACUUAUUUUAUCAUU